Caenorhabditis sp. 36 PRJEB53466 is the source of this 847-nucleotide messenger RNA. Lineage: Eukaryota; Metazoa; Nematoda; Chromadorea; Rhabditida; Rhabditidae. The record is from the annotation of a GenBank genome assembly.
AUGGUGAAUCUCCGAACAAUAUGCCGAGUGCCAGUUGGCAACUGGACACAAACUAUGCGCGGAAUGAGGAAGUAUCCGUUCCCAGUGACGUUCGAAAGUAAACUUUUGUUUUUUGGCUGAAUCAUCUCUUCUCUCUUCAGAUGUACGUUUCCCACCUAACGGAGAGCUCAAAUUGCCAGCCAUGCCAGCAGAACCGGCGUACGAUGCAGAAAAAGGAGAGAAGAAGUAAGGUUUCAUUAAUUUUAAUCUUCAAAUUAACUCGAAAAUGAAACAAAACGUAAAAAAUAUCAAAGUAUUUCCCUUCAGAUACAAAUCCACGAAGCGAAUGAUCGAGGCGCGUGGAGUGGAAGAAGUGCAUACGGAGCUGAUUCACGAGCAGUACGGCUUGGCGGCCAUCUCCGGAGGCUUCAUCAGCUCCGACGAUUUCAAGUUCCUUCAAGAGCGCAUUAAUAAGAACCUAAUCGAUAAUCAGUUUGCCACGUGGCGCGUCGAUGCGCCAUGGCUUCCACGAACAAAGAAGGCGCAAGGAACACGUCUAGGAGGUGGAAAAGGAUCGAUUCAAAAGUAUGUAACGCCCGUGAGAGCAGGAAGAAUCAUUUUGGAAGUGGGCGGAUAUAUCACGGAGGUGGAGGCUAAGGCGUUUUUAUUGUAUUUGUGCGAAAGAUUCUCGUUCCCGGUGGAAUUUGUCAGUGAGCAAAUUAUCGCGGACAGACGGAGAAAAGCAGAGGAGGAGAGAAUUAUGAACAAAAAUGGAUUCAAUUGGGAUACGGUCAUUAAGUACAACAUGCAAAACUGCAAUAGCUGGCUAUCCAAUUACGACGUCGCCUGGAAGGGAAAGUAUCGAUAA